This is a messenger RNA of Adelges cooleyi (spruce gall adelgid), 808 nucleotides long. RefSeq lists its product as uncharacterized. The record is from RefSeq and is a predicted model, not a curated record. Lineage: Eukaryota; Metazoa; Arthropoda; Insecta; Hemiptera; Adelgidae. The coding region runs from base 171 to 488 and encodes 105 amino acids. The transcript is spliced from 7 exons.
UCGAGGGAGUAGCAUUAGGUUAAAUGUCUACUGUUUAAAUAUUUAAGUAUGGUUGAAUAUUAUUCUAAAGAUUUAAAAAUGGUACCCAAUUUGAUUUUUUCUUAAUCUUUUAGUAUAGCCCAAAUCUUUGUUUGCUUAUUCUAGAUGGAUUGCAGCGUGUAAUUGAAAAAAUGGUGAACGAUGAUGAUCCAAAUGAAGAUAACGAGUGUUUCGGUACCAAAAUUAAUUUUAUGAUCGCUUUACCGGACCACCCAGAAAUUGUCAACGAAAUACCGGAAGAUUUAGACCUUGACGAAUUGAGAAAAUCCAUGCAUUACCAGUUUAUGAUGCGAGUAGAAAUAAAACACACAUUAAGAAAUGAUUAUCCUGAAGUUGAUAAAGACAAAGAUUUAGGAGACAUACCUUUAACCCGUCUUGCAGAACUAAGAAGAUGUGAUAUUCUUUCAUCUUUAAAAAAUUUAAUCGAACGUUUAUCUGGUAAAUAUUGAUAUGCAGUCGUAUAUAUACUAAGGCCACUGAGAGAACGCUACUGGGCGGCGACCAAAACUAGUCCAUUCCGCCGCUGCCGAUGUCACGGUCAGUGGUUGUUUGUAUACAGCGUGAACUGUAGUGUUUACUUUAUUUUACGUUUUGGCAUACAUACACCAAUUUUUUGUUUUUUGCGAGUCUUAGCUCACCAUUGUUUUUAGUGUUUUACUAUUUUAGUACUUAGACUACUAGGACAACAUGGACCACGUCGAGAUUUCUCUUUCAAAAAAAAAAAAAAUCCUCGUGGAAAAGUAAGUAUUUGUAGGACUAUUUUUCCAUU